Molecule: messenger RNA, 1373 nt
Organism: Rotaria sp. Silwood2
Lineage: Eukaryota; Metazoa; Rotifera; Eurotatoria; Philodinida; Philodinidae
Source: the annotation of a GenBank genome assembly
AAAUAUAUUAAUUAUAUUAUAUAGAAUAAAAAACAAUAAGAAAAAAACUAAUUUUAUAAAUAUUGAAAGUAGACUUUAUUUUCUAUUUUAUUUAUCUAAAUAUGAAUGAAAUAAAUAAUUGAAUGUUGAAUAUAGAUAUUAAAUUUAGUUUUAAAUUAUUUAAUUAUAUUAUUAUUUCGAUAAAAAAAAUAAGUUGACAUUGAUUUUUAGUCAAACGAAUAAUAGUUGAAUAAAAAAAUAAAAAUUGAUCCUUUUAAAUUAAAUUAAUUAUUUAAAUAGUUAAUUAAAUUAUUAUUUGAUAUAAAUAAUAGUAAAUAAAUAUAAUAUGAUUAACAAAAUUUAUUUUAUUGUUUUUAUUUUUAUAUUAAAUAUAAAUCAAUAUAUUUAUUUUAGACAUCUUAUAAAGAAUUUUUACGUAAUAAUGAUAAACGUGAACAUAUAGAAAAUUUUCAAAUUCAUACGAAAAAAUUAGUUGAUAUAUCAUUAGAAUUGUUAUCAAGUAAUAUGGCUUAUAUUGAAUAUAUAUCAUUAAUAACAAUAAAUCAUUUAUAUGAUUUAUAUGUUUAUCAUAAUUUAUUAAAUUCUGGUAAAUAUAAUACAUGUUAUAUACCAUCAUCAAGAAGACAAUUAAAUAUUAAUUCAAAUAUAUCAAAUUAUUCAACAACAAAUAAAUCUAAAUAUAAUUGUUCAAAUAAAUCUUCAAGAUUAUCAAAUAUUUUACGUCGAAUAUCACGAGAAAAUGAUGAACAAAAAUCAUCAAUUAAUCUUAUACGAUCAACAAAUCCAACACAACAAAUAUUUGGAUCAGUUGAAUCUUGUUCAACAAUGAAUAAUAAUUCAAAUGAUAUAUCAAAACGAUCAAUUCCAUUAUAUAAUAAUAAUAAUAUAGAUCGAUCAUCAUUAUCAUCGUCAUCAUCAUCAUCAACAACAACAACAGCAGCAGCAGCAGCAGCAGCAAAAGGAUCAAUAUAUGAUUUAUCAAAUUCAAAUUUAUCAAAAUCAAAUAAUAUUAAAUAUGAUUUUAUUGAAAAUUCCUCAAAUGAUAAAUCAAAUACAAUAUAUACAUAUGAACCAUUUUCAAAUUUAUAUCAAAUUGAACCAAUUAUAUUAUUAGGUUUAAUGCGUACACGUUUAGAUGCUCAUAGAAAUGAAUUUAAUAAUCGACCAAAAUGUGUACCAUCAACACGUUCACCUUUAUGUACACAUCAUUGUGUUAUUAUAUUAGCAGCGAGAUUAUUAACUAUACUUUCUCAAAAUCAUAAUUUUCAAUUAAAAUUUAUUGAAAAUAAACAAAAUUUAUCUAUUAUUAUUGAUAUGUUAAAUAUUAAUAAUGAUCCAGUAAGCAUUUUUUUAGGUUUUUUUUCUUCUUCUUC